Messenger RNA from Schistosoma margrebowiei, 1974 nucleotides. NCBI's taxonomy places the organism in Eukaryota, Metazoa, Platyhelminthes, Trematoda, Strigeidida, Schistosomatidae. The record is from the annotation of a GenBank genome assembly.
AUGUUUCCAUCUAGAUUCAAAAAGUUGUGCACCUGCUUUACUUCGUAUCAAGAUAUUCCAGCAAUUUUUCUACUACUGGUACUAUAUGUUUUUCAGGGCAUUUCUACCGGCGUUUCUACUGCGAUUCCAUUUCUUCUUCAAUCAAACUACCGUGCCGGAGGCUAUAAUUUACAGGCAUUAUUUUCAAUAUCAGCCUGGCCUAAUGCUAUGAAACUUCUCUGGGCUCCAAUAGUUGAUUCAGUUUACGUCAAUUUUAUUGGAAAACGGAAAACGUGGCUCAUAAUAACUCAGUAUGCAAUUGGAAUUGAGUUAAUUGUGCUAGCAAGUAGUAUCGAUGAUUUGUUUGGACGAGACCCCAACAAAACGUGGAGUCAGUUUGGAUCACAUCAUCCAGUUGAUGUAAUACCCUUAACUAUAGCAUUUUUCGUACUUACAUUUCUGACAGCUACACAAGAUAUUGCGGUUGAUGGCUGGGCCUUGACAUUGCUAUCGAAAAAGAAUGUUGGUUUGGCUUCUACUUGUAAUAAAGUUGGACAGAGCCUUGGUUAUGCGUUAUCAUUUGUUCCUUUAGUUUGCUUAGAGUCUCCUGAUAUUCCUAACAAAUAUCUUAGGCGAACGCCUAUAGCAGACAAAGGAUUAAUAACAUUUUCCGGUUUUCUCUAUGCAUGGGGUUUUGGUUUCAUGAUAUUUAACACAGUUUUGGUAAUAUUUAAACAUGAAAAAGGCUCGACAUUGGAUGGGAUUAUACGUCACUUCAUAAAAAGUCGUUUAUUCAGUAAAUCGAAAUACUCGACGCACUCAUUGAACAGUGAACAGACGGCAAAUAAAAUCGAACAAACGGACGGAAGUGAAAAAGUCUCAUUACUUAAUACAUAUAAGACUCUUAUUGGUGUUAUUCAACUGAAACCUGUCGCGUUGUAUUUGGUAUUGUUAUUUAUAUCAAAGGUAUGUGCUUUUGGUACAUAUAGAGCUACAUUUUUAAAGCUAAUCGAACAGGGCUUUGCUAAAGAAAAAGUGGCAUUAUUAAACCUUGGAUUUUUGCCAAUGGAUUUUAUUUUACCCUUCUUAAUUAUACGUUUUACUACUGGACCGAAACCAUUGACUAGUGGUCUAAUGAUAUUUUUACCAAGGUUACUGACAAAUUGUUUAUUUAUUCCAAUUAUUCAUUUCAUACCGCAUUUUCGAAUGAUUUCAAAUGAUACCUUGAUGAUGAAUAAUUCGAAUAUGACAACAUUAAAUAAUUACACAACUAAUAAUAUUAAUGAUACAACUAAUUUAAUGAAAGUUAAACCCACUUAUUCAUUUCCAUUGAUAUUCUAUGCAAUAUUAAUAAGUGGCUUCCUUUUGGAUAAAAUUACAUCAACAAUUAUAUAUGUACAAUUUCACGCGUUUCAUGCCAAAAUAAGUAAUCCAAUUAUUGGAGGAACCUAUAUGACAUUAUUGAAUACUGUAAUAAAUAUUGCUGGUUAUUUAGGAACUACUGUCUCUCUCGCUCUAAUAGAGCCUUUGACAAUUCGUUCAUGUACGAAAAGUGCAAAUCAUUCUGGAAUAUAUACAAACACUAGUGGGACAUUUUUAACUAAUUCAUCGGCUACUGAAAAUACCACUUACUAUCCUUUGGAUGGAAAUAGCACAUCUAUCAAUCCAAUAGAAUCAUGCGUUAACCUAUUCGAUGGAUACUAUAUUGAAGUGAUAGCACUUCUCUUCAUUGGUUCAAUAUUAUUUGUAGUCUUCUUUUAUCCAAAAGCAAAAUAUUUGCAAAGUUUACCAGCAACGCAAUUUUAUUACAAUCCAACUACUGAUGAACCCGGUUAUUUUAGUCGUAAAUUUAACUGUUGUCGUAAAACGGAAAAUCAGUCAUUAAAUGUAACUGAUAAUUUUGAAGGUAUGGAAAACAAUACCUAUACUCCUUUUCCUCCUCCUCCUCCUUAUAAUAAUGAUAAUAGUGAAAUCAAAUCACGCUUGAACAAUUAA